Messenger RNA from Adineta ricciae, 2121 nucleotides. The record is from the annotation of a GenBank genome assembly. Lineage: Eukaryota; Metazoa; Rotifera; Eurotatoria; Adinetida; Adinetidae.
AUGGCAGCGAUCUCGUCUCUCGCAGCAAGUCUGGACGGAGGUGGUGGUGCUUUGAAUGCAAGCGGAACAGGUGGAAUCGAGAUGGCGAAAGCACUCUCGAGUAUGCAGAUACGCAAUGAACAGUUUCGACAAUUGUAUGAAGAAUUAAAGAAGGAAUAUGCUUCGUUGUCUGAAGCAUAUGCUGAUUGUCAACAAACAUUAGAAAAGUCGACAGAAGAGAAUCGCCAAAUGCAAGAAAAGUUCAAGAACUUACUCGACAAAUUACAAAUUGAUAAUCGAAAGAAACAAGCACAAAUCGAAGAAAUGAAGACACAGUUACUCGACAAUAGUAAAAUUGAUCAAAUUCGCGACCGUCUAUCUUCCGAAGUCGAAGGUCCAUAUAAAUUAGCUUUAUCACAAUUAGGAAGUCAAUUGGAGCAAACGAAAGCGGAGUUAACGAAAGUUCGCUUUGAACUGAAUGCUCGAAUCAAAGAACACGCUUCAGAAUUAUCGCAAAAGGAUCAGAUAGCUGAAGAAUUUCAAUUGAAAACAGAAAAGGAAUUAGGUGCGUUAAGAAAAGAACGUGAUCUUCUUCAGCAACAUAUUCGUCAAGAACAUCAGAAAGAUUCCACAAUUGAGCAAAAUCGUGCAAGAGAACUGACACAGCUAAAAGCCAAAGUGGAACAGUUAAAUCAGGAACUAAGUGAAGCACGAGAAGUAAAACUGCACGCCGAACAAAUAGCUGCAGCUGCCCAACGAGAGUUGUUGAAAGAACGUUCAUUAUCCAAGACCAAUUCUUCCUUGAUCGAAAAUGAACGCGAUUCAUUAAAACAACAACUAACGAGCACUCAUCAGGAGCUAACAUCAGUUAGUGAACAAUUGACGACAGUCAAUCGACAAUUGCAUGAACGCGAACUUCGAAUUGCACAGAUAAAUUCUGAUUAUGAAAAUCUUCAACAUCGAUAUAAACUCGAAGUUGCAAAUCAUAAAAUUGAAUUAGCUAAAGUACAACGAGAUCAAUUAGAGCAACAAGAACAGCUUAAAACACAUGUCCAAGAACUCGAAGAAAAAAUCGCGUCAUUAACAUCUGACAAAGCCAAACUACAACUAACCAUUCAAGAGAAAGAACACAAUCUAUUAACAAAUGUUCAAGCAGCUAGAGAAGAUGAAUGGAAGAAGAUCAGCGAAAUAACAAACGAAAAACUGAAUUUCGAAGCUGAGCUGAAUAUCUUACGGAAAUCGAACGAUGAUCGACAAAAACAGUUCGAGAUUGAACGCGAUCGUUUAUAUGAGCAAAUCAGAAGUUUAGAAAAAGUUCGCGAUGAUUUAACUAAGGAGAAUUCGCAUUUGAAUUCAACCGUUAAACAAACAAAUGAUUAUCAGAAUGAACUUGAACGUGAACAAGAAAAAACUCGCGAACUGUACAAGAAAUGUAUCAAACUCGAAACUCAACUUUCAUCUACCAACGGAAUCGAACAAGAGUUGACGGACAUGAAUUUGAAAUUGAAAAACGAAUUGAAUCAUUUGAUGAACGAAUAUCAUGCGAAUAAACAAGAAGUUCAACAAAUGAACAAUCAAUGUACGACAACGAUCGAAAAUGCUCGGCGAGCGUUCUUCAACGAUCGAAAAGAAAUGGAGAUGAAAAUUGAACAGUUAGUCGAACAAUUAAAAAAAUAUAAGAAAAGAAUCAACGAGCUGCAAAAAGAAAAGAAAGAUUAUCGAUCGCGUUAUCAGAAUUUUUCACAAAAAUUAGUAGAAAAAAGUCAAUUAAUUGAAGCUAAGCUUAAUGAAAUUAAACAAAAAGAACAAAGUCUGCAGAAUGUAGUUAGUUUACAAACACAUAAUCAAGUAAAACGUCAAUUAGCACAAUUAUUGAAAAAACAUGCACAAUUUCAAACAGUUCUUGAUACAAACAACACCACUGUCAUUAACGAUUCAACAGCACUUCCAUCAGAAGAUAAAUAUGAUCUUAAUUCAAUGUUAACUCGUCUUGAUCGUCUAUCAUACGAACAAAAUCAUCAAUUAAAAGAUUUCAUUCCAAUGAAAGAGUCUUCGUUAAUUCUUUCAAAUCAUCAUGAAACAACUACGACUUCUUCACCAGAUAAACGGAGAACGAUUCAAUUCGAAGAAGACACAAAAUAA